This is a messenger RNA of Tripterygium wilfordii, 749 nucleotides long. RefSeq names its product calcium-binding protein CML24-like. Lineage: Eukaryota; Viridiplantae; Streptophyta; Magnoliopsida; Celastrales; Celastraceae. Bases 69 to 494 code for a protein of 141 amino acids. Gene Ontology annotation, molecular function: calcium ion binding. The record is from RefSeq and is a predicted model, not a curated record. The transcript has a single exon.
CAUAUAUAUCACACCAGGAAGAAAAAUAAAACACUCAAAGAUUCUCACUUCUUUUCUUCUCCUCUUUGAUGGCUUCGAUCGAGAAGAUCUUCGACAAGUUCGACAAGAACGGCGACGGAAAGAUCUCAUCCGGCGAACUCGUAGACGUUCUGCGGGCAUUGGGGUCGGAGACGUCGGUGGAGGAGGUUGAAGUGGUAAUGCGGGAGAUAGACAAGGACGGCGACGGUUUCAUCGAUAUUCGGGAGUUCACGGAGUUUUACUACAGUGGCGGAGGAGGAGAUGAGGAGUCUCGUGACAAGGAGUUGAAGGAAGCGUUCGACUUGUACGAUCUUGACAAGAACGGGUUGAUAUCGACGAAGGAGUUGCACGCCGUGAUGAAUCGGCUGGGGAUGACGUGUACGGUGAGUGAUUGUGGUAGAAUGAUUAGCCAAGUUGAUAAAGAUGGUGAUGGUAGUGUUAAUUUUGAGGAAUUCAAGAAGAUGAUGUCCAAGUAACUCUUUUUAGGCCUAUCAUGGUUAUAUAUAUAUAUAUAUAUAUUAGUUUCAUGCAAUGUGUAAAUUAAUAUGUAUUAGCCCUUUUAAUUUUCUUCUUGGGAGUUUUUCUUGAUUAGAGCGGAAGAGGAUGGGGAUUCUCGAACUCGAUUUUUAUGAGAUACUAUACAUAUGAGUAUCAUCUUAAUUACUCGCGUGGACGUGUUCUCUUCUUAGGAAAUCAAGUGUUAAUAAUAUUGAUUUUUCUCCUUUAUGUAA